This is a messenger RNA of Paralichthys olivaceus (Japanese flounder), 9702 nucleotides long. The record is from RefSeq and is a predicted model, not a curated record. Lineage: Eukaryota; Metazoa; Chordata; Actinopteri; Pleuronectiformes; Paralichthyidae.
UGUGUGUGUGUGUGUGUGUCAGGCCUGCGUCUCCAGCUUCAGUCUGGUCCUGAAGGAUUUCCUCUCCUCUCAGACGUCAGGCCUCAGUCCAGUGACGCUCACCAACCAUGAGCGGUGGAGUGAACAUCAAAGUCACAUCCCAGAGCCAGAGUGACGCAGAUGUCAACUCCAGUCUCCAUUUACCCGGAAGCAUGAUACCACUCUCCAAGAUGGAUCCCAAACAGCACAGCAGCGGCCUCCCCAAUCCUACCCUGCACUAUCAGCACGCCACCAAGAGACGACCUUCCUAUUCAUCGUCCUCGGUAUCUCCAGGUCCGGCAGAACUGCUGAGAGGUGCAGCUUUAAAGAACCAUCUGCUGCAGCAAAAGAGCAGCAUGUUUUCUCACAGAAGCCCAGCGUCUACAGAGCGGACUGAUGGAACGUGCUCCGCAUACAGCAGCCCUCAGAUACCGAGGAGGGAGGUCCCACGCUCUAAAGACACACUGGACCUCCGCACUAGCACGCUUACCCAGAAGGCAAUGCGGGACCUCCAGUUAAGACGAAAUGCCAACAAGAAUUGGACAUUUGGGAAUUAUCGUCUAAGGAAUGUGGACAACACAGAUGUGAGUGAUUCCUCCUCGUACCGGCUCUCGGCGAAUGUCCAGCAGGGCCAAGGAAGAGGGCGUCAACUUUUCACUAAAGGUGCAAAUAGGAAUGAGAUAUCAGGAGUCUCUCCAGGUGGGAUGGGAUACUGCCAGAAGGACAUGAGAAACAUUUCCAACCAGGUGGUGGCAGCUUCUGAGGGACACGUGUCAAGUGAGAAAUCAAAGUCUUAUUAUCAGACAUGCAACAUGCAACGCAGAAGGAGUGAGCCUGGGAAGGUCAACAUGGCGGCUGUUGCUCCCUUCAGGUUCAGGUUUCAGGUCCAUGAGGACACAGACGCCUUCCUGGACAACCUGAGUGACUGCUCCUCUGACUCCAUGGAGGUCUGCUGCGAAGAUCUUGGGGGCAUGCUUGGAAAUAGUGUGAAAGGCAGAGAAGGAGAUUUGAAAAUGGAAAGGACGGAUAGCACAAAGGCAUACGGCCAAGCAGAUGGCAAAGGAGUUGGUAUGGCAGCGAAGAGGGCAAAGUCUGGAGUGCCCCAGAGCACACAGCGGGGUGAACUGAAGGUUUACCGGGUGGGUAGCUCUGAGGGCAGGAUACCGGUGCCAUCCAACCUCCGCAAACAGAGGUCUAUGACAAACCUGGCUGUGCUGACCGAUGCUGAGAAGAAGUUGCAUCUCUAUGAGCCAAAGUGGUGCGAUGACAUGGCCAAACCUGGAGCAGGGCAGACGAAGAUGGGCAAGCCAAAGACAGCAGGAGGUGGCCCUGGUGUUGGAGGGGGUUCCCCUCUCUCUCGAAACCUAUCCAAGUCGGAACAUUCACUGUUCCAGGGCAAACCCAAGCCCUUCAGCCCACUGGCUGCUCCCACUGCCCUGAGCAAGCAGAGCCGCAUACCUCGUGGUCCUUAUGCCGAGGUGAAGCCCCUGAGCAAAGCACCUGAGGAUGGAAAGUCAGAUGAUGAGAUCCUCUCCAGCAAAGCAAAGGCCAACGCCAAGAAACAGGGAGCUGUUGCUGGAGGGGAGUCUGGUUCCAAAGGCCAGGGGGAGGAAGGGGGAGACAAACCCUUCCUAAAGGUGGACCCAGAGCUGGUGGUGACAGUGCUGGGCGACCUGGAACAGCUGCUCUUCAGUCAAAUGUUAGACCCCGAGUCUCAGAGGAAACGGACGGUGCAGAAUGUCCUUGACCUCCGCCAGAAUUUGGAGGACACCAUGUCGAGUCUGCGGGGGUCCCAGCUCAGCCACAGCUGCCUGGAAAGCAGUAAUGUGGGAUAUGACAGUGACGAGACCAACGCCCGCAGCAUAUCCAGCAUGUCCAACCGCUCCUCACCUCUCUCCUGGCGCCACGGCCAGUCCAGCCCCCGUCUCCAGGCGGGUGACGCCCCGUCUGCCACAGGUGGAGGGUACCAGGGGAGUAAAGCUGCCUCCCAGUACACAGCCCACACGAUGCCAGCUCGCACCUCGGGCCGCCUCAGCAGCGCGUCUCGCAUCGAGCUCAUCGAAGGCCUGAGUGACGCCGACCUCAAGUCCGGUUAUCUGAGCGACAGUGACCUUCUGGGAAAGAGCCUGCCGGAUGACGAUGAUGACAACCUGGCUAACGGUUGGGAUGAGAGCAGCUCCAUAAGCAGCGGCCUCAGCGACGGCGAUGGUUCGGAUAACCUCAGCUCAGAGGAGUUCAACGCCAGCUCCUCUCUCAACUCCCUCCCGAGCACACCCCUGGGCUCCAGACGCAACUCUUCUGUCAUGCUCCGCACUGAUGCAGAGAAGCGCUCCCUGGUGGAAAGCGGACUGUCUUGGUACAGCGAGGAUGGCAAAGCCAGCCACAAGCUGGAUAGCUGCAGCUAUGAGACAGGGAGUCUCAAGACAGAGGCCCCAAGCAAGUGGAGGAAGAAGCCUCCAGGCCUCGGUGAAGAUCCAGGGAGUAAAGGUGAACUGAAGAAGCCGCAGAGUUUGGGUCAACCAGGGAGUUUCAGGAAGGGUCGUAAUCCUCCUGUGGGCGUCACCUCCCCCAUCACCCACACAUCUCAGAGCAUGCUCAAAGUUGCAGCACCUAAAAGUGAGAGGCCGCUGGACAAAUCCAAGAUGUCCAUUAAAACUGCUGGUCUGCAACGGUCUCGCUCUGACGCUGGCCGGGAUCAUCAUGGAGAGCACCGCAAGCCUCCAUCAGGUUUAGUUAAACCCACUGCUGGAGCGUCCUUUGGGUAUAAGAAGCCACCAAUCGCCACUGGCACCGCCACUGUUAUGACAGCAGGGGGCACCACCAUCUCCAGCGGCUCUGCUACUGUGGGGAAAAUCCCCAAGUCAUCUGGCAUCCCUGUGAAGCCUGUGGGUGGAGGGAUACCAACAGGUCGAAAGAACAGUUUUGAUGCCAGCAACGAGCAGAGCUUCUUGGGACCAAACGCCCGAAACAGCAUUCAAUACCGCAGCCUGCCUCGACCGGCCAAAUCCAGCACGCUCAGUGUGAUCGGUCGCCCCGCAGUUCGUCCUGUCAGCGGCACCAUUGAUCCCGGCCUGUUGAGUUUGAAGCCUUUGCCCAUGGCCUCCGCAGGCCCCAGGGUCAAAGAGCUGAGUAGCUGCGGCAGUAAGAUGACGGCUCGAACCAGCACAGGCCCAGUGAACCAGACAGACCGAGAGAAGGAAAAGGAGAGAGCCAAGGCGAAGGCUGUGGGCGCCGACAUGGACUGUGGCUCUCUGAAGGGAGACGACACUCGGUCCGGGACAGCAGGAGAGUCCACUUUGAAACUGCACGGCCUGAGACGGACCAGCAGCGGCAAAUACCCUGAACUGUCAUCACCCACCACGCCAAGGAUGCUAAACACAAAGUCUCUGGGUCGUCCACCCAGCCUGGCUCACCUGGACAAGGUUAACUCGAACAGUCUUGACUCCUGCGUGACCAUUCAUGACCUCCCACCCAAAGUCCCCCCGUACUCGAAGCUUCAGGACUUGGCUGGUUCCCACACCGCUGGUCGCCUCACCCCUAGCCCAGCGCCCAUCCUCCACAUCGAUUCCCCCAGCUCCUACACCAGUGACAGCCUGAGCCUGAGUGGAUCACCACUGCUGUAUCCCAAGCUGAUGCACCGCAGCAUGGAGUCCUUGCCCCUGCAGAUGAGCGUCCCCUCCAGUGCGAGGUUUGUCACAGCUGAGAGGCACGAUAAGCAGGAGAGGGCCACAGGGACCUGGGGGGCCGGGAGCAGAACGUCCCUCAACCUCACUGAUAGCUUGCAAGCGGACAGAAACACCUUGCCGAAGAAAGGCUUAGAACGUUACGGCUCAAGCCUGUCGGACAGUGAUGGAAGCAAACCAGGCAGGCGCCACUCCCACACCAUAGUCGGCAUGACAGAGAGUGACAGCCCCCCCCAGCUGCCUUCUCCCACCCGCAUGCUCCACCCCUCAUCCGGCAAGGCUCCUCUCACCAACGUGGUUGCCCCAAUUUCCAGCGGCACUCCGAGGAUCUCGCGCUCGAACAGCAUUGGCCCCCCCGGUGACUCAGCCUGUGAUCUCUAUGGAACCUCCCCCCUGGGCAGCAGUAUGUCACUGGCUGACCGGCCAAAAAGCAUGAUGCGGUCGGGGUCUUUCCGUGAACCAGGGGAUGAUGUACAUGGCUCUGUACUGUCUUUGGCGUCCAAUGCUUCAUCGAACUAUUCCUCGAAUGAGGAGAGGAUACAAGGGGAGCAAAUCCGGAAGCUGAGGCGUGAGCUGGAGUCCUCCCAGGAAAAGGUUGCCAACUUGACAAUGCAGCUUUCUGCCAACCUUGGCCAGGCUAAUCUGGUGGCAGCAUUUGAGCAGAGCCUGGCGUUGAUGACGGCACGACUAGAGACCCUGUCGGUCUCCUCGGAUCAAAAGGACUCGGAGCUCACUGAGCUGAAGGAGACCAUCGACAUUCUGAAGACUAAAAACACAGAGGCCCAAGAAAUCCUCCAUGAGGCUCUCAGUGAUCCAGAAAUCACACCCAAAGAGCUGCUGAUCAAUCGGCAGAACUCGUCAGAGAGCAUCUCCAGCCUCACCAGCACCACCAGCCACUCCAGCAUGGGGAGUCUGAAAGAGCAGGAGGCCAAGAAGAAGAAGAAGAAGAGCUGGGUCUUUGAGUUGCGUAGCUCUUUCAACAAGGCCUUCAGUAAGAAGGGUUCCAAGCCGUCAGGGCCGUAUGCCGACAUCGAGGAGAUCGCCACCCCAGAAUCCUCUGCACCUCCCUCCCCCAAGGUCCACAAUAUUAGUGAUACUCCCUCGUCCACAAUUAGAUCCUCGACCUCUGCAUCAUCAUCCGGACUGUGUGAAGGAGGUGAUGAGGAGGCGGAUGACAAGGUCGUGACAGAGCUGCGUACAGAGCUGUGGGAGAAGGAGCUAAAACUGACAGACAUCCGCCUGGAGGCUCUGAGCUCUGCUCAUCAGCUGGAGCAGCUGCAGGAGGCCAUGAACGGCAUGCAGAAGACAGUGGAGAACCUUAAGGCUGAGAACGACCACCUGAAGACGGGUGGUCCGUCCCCCUGUCCGUCCCCCGGCCCCUCCAGCUCCGUCUCCCAGUCCUCGGGUCUCACCGCGCUGGAAAGUUCAUCGCCGCGACAGUCGGUGGCAAUGCAAAUGCCAAAAAGCUACAGCAGAGGGCUGAGUGAAGGGAGCUCAGACGUCCACUCUGCAGAGUCUCUCAGCCUGUCCUCACAGAGGGACGAUCACCGUGUCCGGGUGGUGGUUUGUGUUGCGGAUUUGCACGUCUUCAAAGAUGAGGUGAAGCAACAGGAUUUCUUUGUGGGCACCGUCAGGGUGAACGGGAGGAUGGACUGGACCAUGCUGGACUCGGCGGUCGGUCAGGCUUUCAAGGUGUACAUAACCAAAGUUGAUCCCACCUCCAGCCUGGGUCUGUCCACUGACUCCAUCUACAGCUACAGUAUGGGCCACAUCAAGAGAGUGCUGGGAGGAGACGCCCCUGAAACGCAACCCUCUCGCUGCAUGUCCCGAGGACCCAGCAGCAUCACCGUGUCUCUGAAAGGUUUAAAGGAGAAGUGUGUGGACAGCCUGGUAUUUGAAACACUCAUCCCCAAACCCAUGAUGCAACACUACAUCAGUCUGCUGCUCAAACACCGCCGCCUCAUCCUGUCCGGACCCAGCGGGACGGGGAAGUCCUACCUCGCCUCCCGGCUGGCCGAGUACCUGGUGGACCGCAGCGCCCGCGAAGUCUCCAAUGGCAUCGUGGUCACUUUCAACAUGCACCGUCAGUCGUGCAAGGAUCUGCAGCUUUAUCUUUCCAACCUGGCCAAUCAAAUUGAUCGAGAAACCAGCACCUCCGACAUACCGCUGGUGGUCAUUCUGGAUGAUGUUCACAAUCCUGCCUCUAUCAGCGAACUUGUCAACGGUGCUCUCACCUGCAAAUAUCACAAAUGUCCUUACAUUAUUGGAACAAGCAACCAGCCAGUGAAGAUGAUUGCAAACCAUGGACUUCACCUCAGCUUCAGGAUGGUGACCUUCUCCAACAACGUGGAACCAGCCAACGGCUUCCUGGUGCGAUAUUUGCACAGGAAGAUGAUGGAGUCGGAGAAUGAGAGGAACCUGACCAACGAGGACCUGAUCAAGGUGUUAGACUGGGUCCCCAAACUCUGGUAUCACCUGCACGCCUUCCUGGAGAAGCACAGCACAUCAGACUUCCUCAUUGGUCCGUGUUUUUUCCUGUCAUGUCCGGUCACAGUGGAUGAGUUUCGAUCGUGGUUUAUUGAUCUUUGGAACCACUCUAUUAUCCCGUACCUGCAGGAGGGGGCCAAGGACGGCAUCAAGGUGCACGGCCAGAAGGCGGUGUGGGAGGACCCAGUAGAGUGGGUGAGGGGCACUCUGCCUUGGCCCUCUGCCCAGCAGGACCAGGCAAAGCUGUUCCACCUUCCUCCCCCCAGCAUCGGCUCCAGCAGCCCCGGUCAACCCUGCGAGGAGAGGCCUCACAAGGAGACCCCGCCCAGCUCCAUGGAAUCUGAUCCGCUGAUGGCAAUGCUUUUGAAACUUCAAGAGGCUGCCAAUUACAUUGAAUCCCCAGACAAAGAAGAUCCUAGUCUGCCCAAACUUUGAACACAAAGCUCAAAAUCAAACACUCAGCACUUCAGAUCUCACCUAUCUGUACGCUGCACGGACACAGUGCACAUUCAGGAGCAUACGAACCCGCAGAAAUGGUUGUCGAUUUAAACUCUCAUUUCCACGCUAGGUUAACAGUGAAGCUGGGUUAUUACGGAUCCUUUUAAUAAGUGCAGUAUUUUCAAAAACUGUUCGAGCAUUGAAUGAAAACUUAUAUAUUCUAUUACUUCAUUAUAUAUUUAACCCUUUAUUAGCCCUCAGUCGUCUCAGAUCGGUGCUAAUAGAUCACCAUCAUCAUCUCAGCACUUAAACUUCAGGUGAUUUCUGCAGCAGCACACACCAUUCAUCCAAGUGCAUCAUGGGAUAUGGUGUUCCUGUCAACAAGCGCUGUUCUUAUUUAACAGUAAUUCAUUCAGAAGAAAAAGAGUAUGACAGCAGGCCAGGAGCUCCUGUUUAUUGCAAAGUGCUCUGGUACAUAUCUAGUGUUAAAGUCUCUGAAGGUCAAACUUUACAUAUAUAUAUAUGCAAUCCUGAACUUCACAGUCUAAGCAGGUGAAACAGAUAAAAUGCCUUAAAGAUAACAGACAUCAGCGUCGGCUCAACUUCAGCAGAGUAAACUGGUGCUUUCAUCGAUAUCAUCCCGGCUGAGACCCUCAGAAAACAGUGAUCUCCUCAACUCUACGAUUUAUUUAUUUCAAAUUAUCAUUUUUAUUUUUACGGAAAAAAAUACAUACUCAACAAUGUUGGGGUUCAUUUUCAGUAUACAGGUAUUUUAACAUCUACUUUUCCGGUUUCUAAGUUUGGAAAUUAAACUUGCUGUCAUACUCUUUUACAUACAGAAUAUUAUUUAUUUGCGAUGUGAGUCCAUGGGAUUGUCGUACCAUUUUUUUCCAAACCACCUAAUUUAGUUAUUAUUUAAUUGCUUUAUGUUUAAACAAGUCGUCACCAAUGUUGCCAUAUAUAUCAGGUAUUAGAUACUUAUACACAGGGAUAAUACAUAUACAUGACAUAACAAACACCCGAUCGAGAAAAUGCAAUUUGAAUCCGAUUCAGAUUUCUUCUAUACAGAAAGAGUAUUGUGUGUUUGAUUCAAAUCUUUCCCCUCAUGUUCAGAGUAGUAACUGUAUAUAAAAUGUACAUACAAUCAGACAUCACAGUUAUUUUAUCUACCAUUAGUUGGCGCAAAUAUCUAAUAUACUGAACCAAAUACUGUACUUUAAUCAUGCAUAUUGAUUGUCGAGAUAAGGGUUUAAGUUUAACUACAGAAUCAGUGUUAAUUCUCCAGUAGGUGCUUUUAAAGGAAGCCUUAAUACAAAGCUCCGCUGCAAAACGAUGGCUGAGUGACUUUUUACGCCCAUUUCACGUGCAAGAGUUCACACACUCGUCACUCAUGCUUCUAUCAUCAUUUAGGUGCGCAUGGUGCUCUUAAACAAUGUCCCAGACUGUUUUCAUGUCAGAUUAAGGUUAUGUAGACUUUCAGGGUAGCUUAGCAAAGAGUUUUUGUGUCUUAGAUCAGUGAAACACUAGUGAAGUUGAUCUGGACCUUGAUUUCUGAUCAUUUUUCUAAGGUGACUAAGUGUUGAAGACAUUACGUAGAUGCCGUGAAGUCGUGUGACACAUUGUGUGGUGUGUACACCCAUGUUGAUGUCAUGCAUAUUCUACAACGUUCUGGGAGCGCAGCACAGAAACAUAGAAAUAAAAAAAGUUAAAAGAGUUUAAAAGAGGAAGAUUUAAACACUCUGUAGAUUUUUGUAAAGAAUCUGGUGAAUGACAGAUAAAACAUAUUGUUGUGGCGUCGAAAUGGUUCAUCUGUUCAUCACAAACUACACAUCAACCCUGUAAAUGAAUGUCAGACCACUUCUAUGACAGCUCGAUGAGAAAGUUUUAAACUCAGCUGCAGAUCGCUUUUUGUUUUUUUUAAAAUGCACAGUUACAAUAAAGCUGAAAACUUCACGCUAAUCUGCAGCUCUGAUUUGCUGCCAAAUGAAUGAAAUGCAUUACAGAAGAAAAAGAUGCCGGUGAGUCUCUCCUCGGCCAUGAUGCCGUUUUAGAAUCAUUUCCGUUAAUGUAAAUAUUCCAGGUCUCAGACAGCAUCACCCGCCACGAUCUGUUUUCCGCAGGUCAACAAAAGCCAUCAUCCGCCUGUGCUUCUCAUCUCAUUCACUGGUUGUUGUGCCUGUUGCUUUGUAGCGGUGUAGCUGUGAUUUGUGUUUGCUUACUAGUGCAUCGGGACUAUGCAGCAACUUCUACUGGUGUUGGCGGUCUGAGCUUGACGAGCAAAAAAAAACGCGGCGUGUUUCCAUCCGGUCUGUCUUCGGGUUCUUGGUUUGGACCAAAGUGCACCAUGGGAUAGAAGUGGGGAGCGUAAUAACGAGCCUUAAAAAAAGGGAGGAGGGUCAAAGAAUCAGCUGUUUGGAAGCUGUUUUGAUGUGUUUCGUCUUUAUGAAUGGCAACAAAAUUCAUGCAACUGGUCAAAUGACGUUAAAGAAAUCUAGAAAAAUCAAACAAUGAGCCUGACGUAGUUGCUCUGCUCUUCACAGUUUUCAAGUAGAACCUGAUAAUGAGAUUAAACAAGUAUCUUAGGCCAAUACAGGUUGCUGAAUAGUCAUAUUUUUGCAAAGCUUGUUGUGGACUAAACUAUGAUUCAAAAAAAGAUGUUAUGCGGUAUCUAAUGUCACUGACGUACAAAUGUUAGGGGUUUCUAAGUGUUGUAAAUGCAUGUAAACCUGCUGUGUGAUGAGGAAACAUAUGUUAGAAUUGACGUAUUGUUUAGGAAAAUCACUCUAGAUGAUGUUUUCCUUUUUAAUACUCAGAUAUUUGAUAUUUCUUUUUUUUCUAAAGAAUCCUUUGUAAAACUUAAUUUCUCUAUUUUGUACAGGGCAUCAUUGUAAAGAUUGUAAAUAGGCCAGCGUUCUGGAUGCGGCAACAAUCAUUGAGGAGGAGAAAAAGAAUAUCACUGACAGAAAGGUUUAUUUCUUCAGAGUUGGGUCCAAUACAUGGAUAAGGCGUGUUUGUCUGAAGACUUUCAUCCACCUAUCACUGUUUGUUGGAAUCAAUAAAAUUCAUGUUAUAUUUA